Molecule: messenger RNA, 2265 nt
Organism: Raphanus sativus (radish)
Lineage: Eukaryota; Viridiplantae; Streptophyta; Magnoliopsida; Brassicales; Brassicaceae
Product: protein PLASTID MOVEMENT IMPAIRED 2-like
Exons: 2
Coding region: 121-2091 (656 amino acids)
Source: RefSeq, a predicted model, not a curated record
ACAAACUUUCAUAAAUUCUCCCUGAUUUUUUUUUCCAGUAAGAACAAAAAGGAAAAUGAUAAGAAAACAGAGAAUGGAUGUGAGCCAAUCAUCAUCAUCUCCUUCUCUUCCGUUUAUCCUAUGCUACUCAUAACAGCAAUCUUUUCUCUUCCUCCAACAUCUCACUUCGUCCUACUUCAAACAUUCUUGUUUUGGAACUCAAAAAGUCUAUUUAUUUUUUUUGGGGGCUUUUCUGGGUAUCUCUUCCAAUUUGAGAUUCUGGCUGAACCCAGGAGGAAAAUAUCAAUGGAAGAAGGGAAUAUAGGUGGAGGAGGAAGAAGAAUAGGAUCAGUGAAAGCCGCCAUUAACAUGUACGGACAAAGAGCUACCCGGACCGUCUCCCCUCAGUUAGAUUUGCCAGAAGCCAAGUCAGUUGCCGAGGACUUGCACAAGUCAGGGAGAGAGCUAGGCAUGUACAGAGAGAGCAGAAAGGCUUCCGACUCCGCAAAGGCCAAAGCAGAAGCUGAGCUAAACAAGGCCAAGAAGACAGUGCAGGAGCUGACUUUACUCAUAGAGCAGUCGAACCGCAGGUUAAAGUCUGUGAAGAAGUUAGAGAUCGAUGUAAAGGGUGGUAACUACGCUCAGAUCAUUAGAGAGUUAGAGGAUGCGAAGCAAGAGCUGAGCAAGCUUAAGCUUGAUGUAAGCUAUGUUUUGAAAGAGAAGGUUGCGGCGGAGAAGGAAGUGAUGGAGUUGAGGGAUAAAACGGAAGAGGAUUCGAAGCUGGUGGAGAGUCUUAAGGUAGAGGUGGAUGCUGCGGAGGAAGAGCAUGUUUUGGUUGAGUUGGCGAAGAUGGAGGCUUUGAAGGAAUGCAGAGAGGUAGAGAGGGAGAGAGAGAGGGAGAAGAAGGAGGCGUUGGAGUCAGUGGAGAAGAUGAGGAAGAGGACUAAGGAGAUGAAGAAAGAUAUGAAGAGAGCAAAGGAGUAUGAGAAUGUGUUGGCAGAGACUUUGGCUGACAUCGAGAUGUUGGAAACGCAGUUGAAGCUUGUUAAGGACAUGGAGAGGAAUGUUCCCAAGAACCAAAGAGGGAAGGAUGCUUUGACGGUUUUGAAAGAAGUGACGGAAGAGACAGAAGCUAAGAAGGAGGAGCUUGAUUCUCUUAACGCAGAUCUUCUUUAUCUCGGUGAUGUAAUGGAUGCGUUGAGGAAAGAGCUUAAGAAAGUUAGAGGAGAAGCAGCUAGGUUUGAUAAGAUCAUAGAGAAGGAUGAUGCGAUGAUCGAGAGACUCAACGCGAAGCUGCUUAUAGGGAAAGGGAGACUAGAAGCAGUAUCUGCAGAUGAAGAGAGAAUCAGCUCUCUUGCUGACAACUUAACUUGCUCGUUGGAGAAGCUCAAGAACGAUGAAGAAGCUGCAAAGAAAGAAGAGGUGAAUCUUAAAGAAGAAGCAAGAAUCAUCAAGAAAACUGAAAUGGGUUUCGGCGGGGAAGAGAAAGAGUUGCUAUCCAAGUUAGAAGAGCUGGAGAAGGCGAAACAAGCAGAGGGUUUAGCACUGGAGAAGCUUGAAUCAAUCGUAGAGAGAACAAUAGAAACUAGAGAAAUGGAUUCUCAGAGUAGCUCAACCAUCACAAUCUCGAGAUUCGAGUACGAGUAUCUGAGCGGACAAGCGCGUCACGCCGAGGAAACAGCAGAGAAGAAAGUGGAAGCAGCGAUGGCGUGGGUGGAAGCGUUGAAGGCGAGCACUAAGGAGAUUGAGAUGAAGACGGAGACGUUAGAGAGGGAGAGUGGGAAGACGAUGGUGGAAGAGGAGAGGGCGUCUUUUAGGAUGCAGAGGUCGCUGUCGAUAAAGAGACUGGUGCAGAACGAGAUUGAGAAGUUCAAGGAGGAAUCAGCAGAAGACAAAAGCAGCAGCAGCUUGGUGGUCUCUCCUAAACCGGUGAGAAGAUCGGUGAGGGUUAGCGGGAAGUUUACUCCGGUUCAGGGAGGGAAGACGAGGAGAUACUCGUCGGGAAACAGAGGGACUCCGAGUUACUUUGUGAUCAAGAAGAAGAAGAAGAAGGUUCCGAACUUGGUUAAGUUUUUUAGCAGGAAAAGAGAUAAGUCAUCUUUAGAACAAUGAGAAGGUUAGUUGUUUUGUUUUGUAGUUUUACUGAAUGUUUUUUUGCUUGUAUCUUAAGUUUCACAUUGUUGUAACUUCUUAUUUGUUUAUUUGUUUUUGUAACUUUGCUAUAUUUGUGUAUACUUAGGUGUAUGACAAUGAUACAAUAUUGCAUUCUAUAAAAGUCUUUAGUAA